This is a messenger RNA of Puma concolor (puma), 1044 nucleotides long. The record is from RefSeq and is a predicted model, not a curated record. NCBI's taxonomy places the organism in Eukaryota, Metazoa, Chordata, Mammalia, Carnivora, Felidae.
AUGCGCGUUGCAGGCUCGCCCGGAAGUCAAUGUCUAGCUGCUGAGCGUGGACCCGCGGAGAUGAACCCUUUAACUAAAGUGAAGCUGAUCAACGAGCUGAAUGAGCGUGAGGUCCAGCUUGGGGUGGCAGAUAAGGUGUCCUGGCACUCCGAGUACAAGGACAGCGCCUGGAUCUUCCUGGGAGGACUUCCUUAUGAACUGACUGAAGGGGACAUCAUUUGUGUGUUCUCACAAUAUGGGGAGAUUGUUAACAUUAAUCUGGUGCGGGACAAGAAGACUGGGAAAUCCAAAGGAUUCUGUUUCCUCUGCUAUGAAGACCAGAGGAGCACAGUUCUUGCUGUUGACAAUUUUAAUGGGAUCAAGAUCAAAGGAAGAACUAUCCGAGUGGAUCAUGUGUCUAACUAUCGGGCUCCUAAGGACUCAGAAGAAAUGGAUGAUAUGACCAAAGAACUCCAGGAGAAGGGCUGUGGGGCUUUUACCCCCUCAGAGAGUUCAUCUGAGGGUUCUGAAGAUGACAAACCCACAAAAAAACACAAAAAAGACAAAAAGGAAAAAAAGAGAAGAAAGAAAGACAAAGAGAAGACUGACCGGGAGGUACAGGCAGAGCAGCCAGCCUCCUCUUCAUCACCCAGAAGCAAGGCGAUAAAGGAAAAGGAUGACCCUGGCUCUAAAAAGCACAGCAGCAAGAACUCAGAGAGGGGUCAGAAGUCAGAGUCCAGAGAGGUGCGGAGGCACUAUCCCAGCUCUCCUGAGGUCAGGACCAUCUGCCGCAGUGGAGCAGAAGACAGAGAGAGGGAGCCGAAGAAGGAGAAGGCUAAGCAUGAACAUAGGUCCUCAACCAGGAGGGAAGAAAGAGAAGAAAAGAACAGGGAUAGAGAUAGAUGUCGAAGCUCAGACACACAUUCCGGCCGGCACAAUGGACGUUCUGAGGGACAUAGUCAGAGAAGUAGAAGUAGGAGCCGAGAUAAAUCCCACAGGCAUAAAAGGGCCCGACACUCCCGGGACCGGGAGUCCUCUAACCCCAGUGACCGCAGGCAUCACUGA